Molecule: messenger RNA, 4003 nt
Organism: Manis javanica (Malayan pangolin)
Lineage: Eukaryota; Metazoa; Chordata; Mammalia; Pholidota; Manidae
Source: RefSeq, a predicted model, not a curated record
UCACAGUCAGUCACCCAACCUGGACCUCGGCUCAGCUUCUGCUUUGUACCUGCGCGAACAGGGAAAGGCAGAGCAGGCAGCGCUCUGAACAAACCAGAAAAACAGCCUUCCUCCGCUCUGCUCGGGACGGGAGCCCACGGCAGGGCACGGCGGCGCCACCGGCAGGAGCUGGGGGAAGCUCCCCACCCUGGUGCCGCCCGCCGCCCGCCUCCUCCUCAUGCCCCCCGGGGUGGAGUGUGAGCCGCCCGGGAGGUCACUUUGGACUCUGCACCCUCGGCUGUGCGCGCGUGCUGCGCAGCCCUCCGCUGCCCGUCCAUGGCAGGCGCCAGGUCCCCAUCGCCAGCUGAAGAGCUGGAGCUUUCUGUGCUCAAGGGGCGGCAGGACGAGCAGACGCCUCUCAAUGGAGCCGUCCAGCUCCUCCCUGCUCCGGCCGAGGAGCCCUGCCCAGCCCAGGCUAACAAGGAAAGUCCUUGGAGCCCCUGUAAUAAGAAGGUGAUCAGAAAGUGCAAACUAUGGAUGGUCAUUGCCUCUAUUUUCCUCGGUAUGAUUAUAGUGAUCAUCAUAAGCUUAUGUCUUAUUGGAGUAACUUAUGUCGAUGAAGAUGAAAAUGAAAUAGUUGAAUUAGCAUCAAAUAAAACAUUCUUGAUCAUGCUAAAGAUUCCAAAGGAGUGUAUUACUGAAGAGGAAUUGCCUCACCUGCUCACUAAAAGGAUAACAGAUGUGUACAGUUCCUCCCCGUCUCUGAGUCGUUAUUUCACCUCAGCGGAGAUCGUGGACUUCAGUAGUGAAAAUGCGACGGUUACCUACCACCUGCAGUUUGGAGUCCCACUGGCGGAUGAUGGUUUUAUGAAGUAUAUGAUGAGUGGGGAGCUGGUGCGGGGCAUUUUGCUCCAGGACCUGCAUGACAAGAACAUAUCUGGGUGUGAGUCUCUGGGGCUUGAUCCAGCAUCCCUCUUGCUUUAUGAAUGAAGGGGUGGAGGUCGGUCAGCCUGAAAGCAGUGCCUCAUUGCAUUUUGGGAUGAAGAGCAGUCAUUCUGUUCCACAGAAAAGAGCCUGUGAAUUAAUGUAGAAGGACUUGCAACAUCUAGCGGAAGUGGAGACGGUCCUUUUCCUCUGAUUCGGCAGUCACAGCAUCCACUGGGUCAGCCUGGGCAGAGCCAGGUGGGGGCGGGUGACAGGGUGGAGGGGUGGGUGGAGCUUGUAAUGUGAGGAGGUCACUGCUGUGAGGCACUAGCUGCCUCCCCUGACGCAUGGCUGUUUUCUCUUCAGUGCAAGGGUGGCCUCUCUGGCAGGAUGCCACGAGCCUGGUCUGGUGGAGAGAGAACAGGGAGAAGCAGGCAGCUGGAUGAGGGAGAACUGAGCCAGGGCAUCAUGAAGACUGCUGACCGUCUGCUGUGGGUUUUACACACUGGCUUUUUAUCGUCCGCAGUUGCUAGCCUUCCUGCAGGACUUACUGUCUGCAGGCGUGGGUCGUGUCUGUUAUGGACGAUGUCUGGGAAACAGGAAGCAACACUCUGAAUAAACUGUUGGGAUUUUAAAGCCAGUUCAGAUGGGAGGUGAGGGUGGGAUAUUAGCGAUGGUAUUGGUUUUCUAUGGAUAUGGAAAUGCCUGUCAUGAGGGAACAGAGUAUUUCUAUUUUUUGGAAAAUUGCUUUGCUGGAAAUUUUCCAGGUGAGAGAGUUUUGUGGUCAUAUAAUGAGAGAACCUUAGCCCCAGUAUCUCAGUUAAACUGGCCCUGGGCAGAGAGGGGCAGCUGUGUGUGGGGAUGUGUCCAAGUGUAUGUGACUCAGGCUAGAUUUACCUUGAGCCCUUUAUGACCCAUGACUCUGGAUAAUGAGAAUUUGCUUUCUUGUUCACUAGAAGAUACAUUUAUUGUAACCCAGUGUUUCAUUUUAAGGAUAGUUCCUCAAACUAGGGGGAGAGGUAAAUUUCCCUUCUUCCUCUUUAUUUUUUACAUGUCAAAUGUAAACCUUAGCGUGUUUGUACUUUUUAGAAGAAAAUGAUAAAGAACUUUAAUGGAGAAGGAUUUUCAAAUAUUGACAAUAAUUUAUUUUUGCAGCUACACUGUCGCAUUUGCUUCAUAGGUGUUUCUUCUCCAGGGCCCUGGUUUGGGCUGGCGUUCCCUUGCAGUAAAAGGUAUUGGAAGUGAUCUUUUCAUUUCCCUGAGGGCAGCUUCCUCUUCUGAGUAAGACUGAGUUGGGUGGGCUGAGCCCUCCUCUCUGUCCCAGUGAGAGUAGGAAGGGCCUUGUGUCCCCACCACUUCCUCCAGGGGCUCCCUGGCAGGACGAGGUGUCUGAGGAACUGGGGCUGGAAAGAAGGGCCUGUUCCUGUCUGGAGACAGGACAGGGCUUAGUUUUGAUCCUCCCUUCUCCUUUGGCAAGCACCAAGAUGCAAGGACCCCAUCAUAGGUUUUGACCACUUGCAAGUCGGAGAGCAGACUUUCCAUCGGUUUGACUUUCCAGCCCAAGUGGUCUGGAAAGAACUGAACUUUGUAGCUAAAGCGUUUUGAGGUGUGUGGAAGAAAUGACACAUACAGUGUUCUGCUACAGGAGAUGAAUUUAUUGGUCAUUAUAUAUCUUACUGGUGAGCGUACACCUACCACAUAAUAAGGUUUCAACAAAUAUCUGUGAAAUGAUUGAAGGAUUUGAGAAGAAAAACCAGUCUUUUUUAGAAGUCACUUAGCUAUGGACAGAAAGGAUACAGCUAGGUUCCUGGAACCUGCCCCUCCUUCCAUCCCCAACAAAAAUUCUACCCAAAUGUACAAUUCUUUUUUGCCUUUUAAUUUAACUUAGUUCUGUAGAUGUUUAAAUGACGUGUUCUGCAGAAGGCUGGAGGAGAUGCCAGCGACGAAGGAGACAAUAAUAAGAAGAGCUGUUAGACUUAUUAGGGAGUCAGGCUUUGCACAGAUGAAACAGGAAACAGCAGAAACAAAUAUCCACAUGUUAAAAGUAAAUAAAGAUAAACUGUAGCAUUAUGGGUAGUCAGAGAAAACAGUGGUCAGUAUAGUUUAACUGGAGAAGGCUUUGCUGAGAAGUAGGACCCAAACUGAAGCCUGAAAUAGUGGUGGGAUUUGAGUUCCUUUACACUGAACAGAUUUGCCUGCCGUUACGCACAUAUGUGUCUUAUUAGGCUGAGGGACAUGCUCUCUCGUUUCCCUUUUAGAUAUGGACUCCUGCCCUCUUCAGAGCCUGAUCAGUACUGAGAAAUCUCUCUUAAGUCUCCCCUGUUCCCAUUACUGCUUCAUUGCUGUAAAAUAAGCUCAUUGACACUAUACUGCAUUGCUGGCAGCAGUAUCCAGGCUUCAUUUAGUCUUUCCUUUCUGAUUAGAGAUCAUAUACUCUCAGCAUCAGAAGACAGCCCCCUCACCUUACUGUUAGGAAACCAAGGUCCGGAGGGUUGGUGGAAGGCCAACUCAACGUUCCACGGUUUUUGGGGGCAAAGUCCUUCCCUGGACAGUGACACACCAUCAAUGGCCCCCAAGCCUGGUGGGCAGCCCCAAGGCAGGCUCAGUCUAGGUGUGGCUGGUAGCUGCAAAUCCGCGAGGACACCAGUGGUGGGAGAGAAAGGGACAAGCUGAGAGGAGUGAUCAGCAGACUGUAGAGACUCUCCGGGAUGAGGAUGAGCACUCAGUGCUUCCCCAGGUGCCUUGCAGAAGAACCCAAUGUCUGCACAUGGGAGGGGCUUACACUGCACACGGGCGGAACCGAGGUACGCUCAGGUCCAGUGGCUUUCUAGGUGCUUUCCGAACACAGGAGGAGGCUGGCUUGGAAAGGAACAGAUAAAUGUAAACAGACUCUCCUUUCCUCAGAAGGCUCGUGGGGCCUCAUUUUCUUAUUCUACCUAUGCCCUUCCAUUCCUGAGAAUAUUUGAACACCUGUCACCUAAGGUCAUCCUAAAAACAUCAGCCUUUGAAUUUAUUUGCUGUCAACGGUAGAUUUUCCUGACCUACCGUUGCUCUGUUCUUGUACCUAUCUUUUGUUCUGAAUAAAUAUUUAUUUACAGUU